Molecule: messenger RNA, 1806 nt
Organism: Kwoniella shivajii
Lineage: Eukaryota; Fungi; Basidiomycota; Tremellomycetes; Tremellales; Cryptococcaceae
Exons: 9
Coding region: 1-1806 (601 amino acids)
Cellular component (GO): fungal-type vacuole lumen
Molecular function (GO): metallocarboxypeptidase activity
Source: RefSeq, a predicted model, not a curated record
AUGGCUAAAGGACCCAUUCACUUACCCGUUCACUCUGUAGAACACUCACCUGAAAGGGGAAGAGUCCGAAGAUCAUGGCCCCUCGCCAUACUUGGUCUACUCGCUACAGCGGCUGUGAUGACUUCUUGGCCUGUUGGCGUUCAACAGCUUACCUCGAAUAUGCCGUCUUACCAUGGAAAUGCUUCAUUGAGAAAAGGCGUAUGUGAACAGGCCGAACCUUUCUUGCCUGAUGGCUAUAACACUACCAAAGUAUGGGAAGAUAAAGAAAUCAUCAUCGAAAGGCUAAGGGAAGCGAUCCGGAUUCCUACUCAGAUGUACGAUGAAAUGGGACCAGUUGACGAGGAUCCCAGAUGGAAGAUUUUCGCGGAAUUUCAUGCUUUCCUUGAGAAGACCUUCCCCAAAGUAUACGAGCACGCCUCGGUUACCAAAACCGAUUGGGCUUUAGUGUACGAAAUUGAAGGAACAGACUCUUCUUUGAAACCUCUAAUGCUUACCGCUCAUCAAGAUGUCGUUCCUGUUCUUCCUGAUACCGUUAGUCAGUGGGAACAUGACCCCUUCAGUGGAGAUUAUGACGGAACUUCAAUUUAUGGUCGAGGUUCUUCCGACACCAAAAGCAGUUUGAUCGCUGUUAUGUCAGCACUUGAACAUCUGUUCCGUACAACCGACUUCAAGCCUCGUCGACCAAUUGUUCUGGCCUUUGGAUCAGACGAAGAAAGAGGUGGUCAGGUUGGUGCACCAGCCAUUGCGAAAUAUUUGCUCGACAAGUAUGGUUCCAACUCCAUGUCUUUACUGAUUGACGAAGGCAAUGGAUUGAUCGAAACUUGGGGUCAAAAUUUUGCUACACCAGCUGUAGCUGAAAAAGGACAUGUCGAUAUUGGACUUACAGUUUCUACUCUCGGUGGACACUCUUCUGUGCCACCUGCACACACAGCAAUUGGUCUGAUCUCAUUACUCAUUGCCCAACUUGAAUCUCAUCCACAUGAACCUACUAUUUCAGCCAAAUCUCCUAUCUACGAAUUUAUGACUUGUGCAGCUACUUUCGCCGAGGACAUGCCCACCAAGUUGAAGAAGCUAGUGAUCAAAGCUGAAAAGGGAAGUAAAAAGGCUUGGAAAGAACUUCCAAAGGAGAUUAUUAGUACUGGAAUGGGAGGAGCUCCCCAUGGUCCAGGUCAAGGUGAUCCCCUAAGAAGUCUGUUGACUACUACUCAAGCUGUUGAUAUCAUACAUGGUGGAUUGAAGGUCAACGCUUUGCCCGAGUCCGUAAAAGCGAUUAUCAACCACAGGAUCAACGUGCUCUCCGACCAUCUUGAACUUCAAUCUCGUAUCGAAUCAUUACUACUUCCCGUUGCCAAAUUUUACAACUUGACUUUGAAUGGAUUUGACGGUACUACCGUUUUCUCCGGAUCUCCAUCCUCCAAAAUUGAUCUCGAUCUAGCAUUCGGAUACUUCACCGACCCCGCUAGACAUAGUCCAGUCACAUUAGAUGAUCCUGCUUGGAACGUAUUAGCCGGAACAACAAGGGGUGUUUGGGCAAGUAGAAGGGAAGUUAGUGAAGAUGGAACUGUAGUUGAACUGGAAGCUGGAAAAGACAUGGUCAUGGCUCCGUUCAUGAGUACCGGUAAUACCGAUACUAGACGAUACCUUGACCUUACACCCAAUAUCUACCGAUACAGAUACACUCCAAUGGGAGGUAGUGCUGGUGCUCAUACCAUCAACGAGUACUCCAACGCAGAUGACUUGAUUGAAUUUACAAGAUUCUAUCAAGCUAUCAUCUUGAACAUGGAUCAGUCCAAAGAUGUGGCUUAG